This is a messenger RNA of Anopheles funestus (African malaria mosquito), 21375 nucleotides long. RefSeq names its product zinc finger protein chinmo (gene chinmo). The transcript has 9 exons. The coding region runs from base 3144 to 4685 and encodes 513 amino acids. Gene Ontology annotation, cellular component: nucleus. The record is from RefSeq and is a predicted model, not a curated record. Gene Ontology annotation, biological process: regulation of transcription by RNA polymerase II. Gene Ontology annotation, molecular function: protein binding. NCBI's taxonomy places the organism in Eukaryota, Metazoa, Arthropoda, Insecta, Diptera, Culicidae.
UGACACAAGCGCGAGUUUCGGCUAUACCCGCCGGGGGUUUUGCCGAAAAACGCAGCGCCCAGACUUUUCAUAAUCGUGUUCGGCUUUUGUUCGGGCUAGGCUUUUUGGAGGGUGCUCGCGAGCGCGUCGAGCAGUAUCGUCAUCAAACAACAAACUAACACCGCACCGAAAUACCGCGGAGACGGGCCAGCGAGCGUUGUGCGAGCUGCAGCAAAAUUUUCGGCAAAUUUGGUCGCAAACCAGAGAAGGUCGACCGUCGUUUUUUUCGAAGUGAUACGAACGUGAAAAGUUUUACUAUUAUACCCUGCAGUGCAAGAAAGUAACGCAAGUGAAUUACUUACAAAAUCGACCACUUUUAUGUAUACCGACAAAAAAAUCAACCAACAAACGGCAGCAACUAAACCAUACCCCAGGAUAAAUCUCUGUCCGUAAACGGCGCAUUCACUUGGUUCUUAAUUUGAGGGCAACCGUUUGCUUUUUUUUGUUUGGCGGAUUCUCUGUGGUUCAUUUCGGCGGGUGCAUCCUGGCGUGCAUUAGUGUUGCCCAGAUGUGGUGCAGUGAUGGUGGAUUAGUGCAAACGCCCGAACGUGGCGGGAAGGGCUACGGUUGUGGUCCGGUACGGGCCCAGUGCUUGUGAGGUUCCCUUGUGCAACGACGGCAAAACAAAACAACAAACAAAACAAAAAAAAAAAACACACACACACACCCCGACUAGCGAUGUGAGACUAGUGAGUAAAAAGGGGUUAGCAAAAGUUUAGUUCACUGCAGCAAAAUUUCAUCACCAUCAAGAGUACGCAGUUUUACGGUACCCAAGUUUUCGAUAACCUUUUCGGCAAACAAACAACACAAAAAAAAAAACAAAACGCAGUUGCAACGUUUUCGGUUCAUUUUUCUAAACAUCUUUCUCGCUGUCUCGCUUUUGUGGCGUUUCGUUCCGUGUUCGAUCGUACCGGUGUAGAGAGAAAGCAAAAACAUCGAGUGAAAUUCAUCCCAGCGCGGUCACAUUUUGCACCAAAACAGCGGCAGUAUACAAAGCGGUGCGAAAAAAACUAAACAUUUUUCCAAAUUUAAAAUCAAACCGUAGAAAAAAACGUCGUCACAAAAUCGUAAGAAAACCCAACAAGAACGUUCCGUCAGGCAAGUACGGAACCGGUGGUGUGGUUUUGUGAAGGUGUAUCAUACGAGCAAGGAGAACCCCCCCCGGCCCCGGUACAGGUGCGAACAACCCAACCAGGCACGCGUUGUACCACCGUUUGGAAAUUGUGUUUAGUUCGAAAUUGUCCAUUUUUUAACUACUCCCGCCACUACGCCGCAUAUUUCGCGCGAAAGGGAGCAAUUAUUUUCAAAACCCCCAACGCUACCCCAACUUCCAAACAAGCGAAGAAAAUACGAAAAGUUUGAAAACACACCCUCCCUUCUGUUUGGCUGAAGGUGUUAAAAUAGAAAAAUCGCACAAUACGCGUAUCGAAUCGCACGGAUCGUAACUGUCCACCAGCUGGAUAUGUCGGUUGUUGUGAGGUCUACGGUACAGUAACGGCUCCAUCGUACGGAAAAUGCAUCAAGAUCGUAUGAAACGUGUUGCAACGAUAUGCAACGGAUGGUCACUGACAGAAACAGGAUGCAGCAUUGUUGUGCGACAGUUGUGCUAAAAACCGAAGGCAAACAGCGCCACACCGUUACUGCCGGUGCGCAUUGAAUAAUUUCCCGGGAAAAAUGGGAAAUCAAACAAAAUCAUCAACAUGAUGUGUAAGAGUGUAAAGUGCUGAUUUCGAGUAGCAGAAGAAGCUAAAAAGAAACGAAUCCACUUAAUUUUGGCGUGAUUUUGGGCAUACAAAAAGUAAGAUAAAAAUUCAAAAGUUUUGUGGAGAAAAAAAGUAAAGCAAAAGAAAAAAAAAGGCAACGCAAACGCAAAAAUAAACCCCUCUAACGACGACGACGACAAAUUAUUGUAACAUUAUCAAGAAAAAACAAAUCAUCGUGAAAAACGAAAAACAAAAGAUAGCAAGUGAAGUGGGAAAACCCUCCCUCGGUGCAACAAAACAAAAAAACGAAUCACCCAUGUGAAGUUUAGCGCCAUUUUCCGCAUUGCAUUUUUACUCAAAAUUAACACUUUCGGCAGAAGAAGAAUAGUAAAAAAAGUGGGUGAGUCCUUUCGUCAACUAAUCUCACCAACUACCCAUUAUCCUUCGCGGUUGCGUAUGUGUGGAAAAAAAAGUUCUUUCCGUUUAGAAAGCUGUGUUGUGCUAUUGUUUUGGCAUCGAUAUUGUGGAAAACCUUCCGUUUUUAAGUUGAUCUUCGGUUAACACAUACAACAAAAAAAAACCCCCAACUGCAACUGUAAAUUCCAAUCACUUUUGCAAACACGCAAAACACUUUCGGGCCAACAAAAUUUGCCAACCAUUUUUGUUUGUGCGGUGCUGGAGUCGUUUAAUCGUUUAUAGUACGCGCGUGUUAUUUUUUUUUAACUUACGUUUGUGAGCAAAACGCGCGAGCUUUUGUUGUGUCUGUGUGUGUCGGGCGGUGAAGAAGCGAUUGUGCAUUUGUGCAAAAGGUGUAUGUGUACGCGCGUGUGUGUGUAUGUGUGUGUGUGUGGAUGCGUUCGUGUGCAUCCGUGUGAGUAGAGAUCCAUUGAUCCUUUGAAGAGUCUUACACGUACGAAGAAGAACGUCCAGAGCAAAACCCUGUGUCAGAAACCCCCCUCAAACAACGGGUGAAAAAUCAAGGAAAACGAUACGAAAACAGCAUCAUCCGACGAUAAAGAUCUCAUCGACAACGGUGGUGCGUCCCCAUAAUAUUGCUGUAUUGAAAGAUCGUUCGCGGGAUAAUAGCGCAAACGUAAAACGGAAACAAGCAGCAGAAACCGAAACGCUAGCCAGAGCGCCACAUUAAGAAGCAUCACGGCAUAAAACGAAACAAAAAAAAAGCACCGGCCACCGAAUUAAAUCGCGCCCUCGAAGCAAAUUCAAAUCCAAGACGGAGCAAAUUUAGUAUCACUCGGUUCACACCCCUUCGUGUGCGGUGGACCAGCGUGUGUGAUAAAGUAUCCCUUUUUUUCUCUCUCGCGCGCGCGCGUGCGAUCAUCACGGGAAGCGUUCACUGUCGGGGGGUACGCGCUGUGUCUACGGAAGGCAAACGGCACCAACAUGGAUCAACAACAGUACUGCCUCAAGUGGAGCAACUAUUCAUCCAACCUAGCGGCGGCCUUCUCGAACCUGUUCGAUUCCGCCACGCUCACAGAUGUCACGUUGGUUUGUGGAGGGACCGUAUUCAAUGCUCACAAGGUCAUACUAGCGGCAUGUUCGAAAAAUUUUGCUGAUCUGUUCGAACGGGCCCCAGUCGGUACGGGACAGAUAUGCGUUAUGUUGGAAGCAACAUCGGCGGACAACAUGCACGCACUGCUCGAGUUUAUGUACAAAGGCGAAGUGCAUGUGUCACAGAAAGCGCUGGAAAGUUUUCUGAAAGCGGCUGAGAACUUGCAGGUUAAAGGACUCACUACAGAACAUGGUCGCUUUGCGAGCGCCAAUGCAAGCCAACCGUCACAAUCGCCGUUUCAUGGCCCACCGAACGAUCUGCCAUCACCUGCCAUUCGCCGCCAGCAGCGCAACAGCCUCUCGUCCUCGCUGGAAUCGAUUAACCGAGCGGUAAAGCGGGAAACGGACAGUAUAGUCGGUAGUGCAAGUAGUGGUGGUAAUGGUUCCGGUACCACGACCGGUACCGGUACGGGCAAUGUUGGUAGCGGUGCGGAACGAGGAAGCGGCACGGAUCGCGGCGGCAAUCGUGGUAACGAUCGAGGCGAUGGUGGUGGUGGUGGUGGUGGCGGCGGUGGCGGUGGUGGAGGCGGCGGUGGCAGUACACCGGCAACCAGUUUCUCCCCGUACCUGCAACCAUCGUCCUAUCUGCCAGGCACUUACGAGAACCGAAAACGAUCACUGCGAAGUCCGUUCUACGAGCAUCAGGAAGCAACACGGGACAGUGUGCUGCGGGAUGGGAAGGCGAGCGCGGGUAAUGGCAGUCCGGUAAGUGGUAGCAAAAACUAUCGACCGUCCAGCAGUGGUUCUUCGGCGACACCAACGGAAGCAGACACCAUACACACGGAUCGGGAUUCUCCGCAACAAUCCAAUCGUUACGAAAAUCAUAGUCCCAGCACAACUCACCACGGCCAUGGUAACGGACCGGUAUCUUCAAACACUAUGGAUCGGGAAGAUCGCAACGAUCACAACGGUUCAGUGGAUCACAAAGUGAAACACGAAAGUCGAGAGGGCAAUGAGGCUGGAGCGGAAGAUUUGCGUGUAAAAAUGGAAAUGCGACCCAUCCAGUCACCACUUAGGUCAUCGGCACCGUCUACACCAACGACACCGAUAGGAUUCAUCAAUGUGAAAGGUGGUCUGGAGGCAGCGAUACCGUCUGUUGAUAUGUUGGGAAUGAUUAGCACACCGCGGGAAAGCGUCACGACAGCGGAUGGUUUGCUCUGCGUUCCAGGCAAAAAGCUACAGUGUCCACUAUGCGAUCGGCAGUACGGUUACGAGACGAAUCUGCGUGCGCACAUACGCCAGCGGCAUCAGGGAAUUCGCGUGCCAUGCCCGUACUGUAGUCGAACGUUUACCCGCAACAACACCGUCAGAAGGCAUAUCGCCCGGGAGCACAAACAGCAAACGCAGUUCAUGCCGAGCCAGCUGCACAGCUAAGCUCAGCGUGUGUGCAGAACGUCGAAUUUGCUGCCCUCCUCUGUCUCCUUUACUUCCCUUCCCUUUGUGCGUCCUUUCCGUCAUUCAACGAUUCCUUCUACCUAGGCCCAGUUAUGCGGAUCGACCGUUUGGACCGUUGUUGUUCCUAUAAUUAGUAAACGAAAUUGUUGCAUUAUCGCAUUGUAGCCAUACCUCAGAGCCCCGUUCUUUGAACGCCAUCCAAAGAUUUUGAUGCAAGAGGCCACAGCAUGCCAGCCAUCUCAGAUACAGCCAUGGAGAACAGCUGCUUGGUGUGUAGCGACGCGCGUGUGUGUGACAAGCUGCACCUGUUUCGAAGGCAAACAUAUUCCAUCGUCAGCGUUACCAUCAAGUUUCCGGAAAGGUGGAGCAGUUUUUAGCAUCCGCAGCAAACCAACCUCCCCCUAAAACCCAAACGAGGUACCGUAAACCAAUACCAACAGAUUGGAACCGCAACCCGCGCAGUGUGAUUUAUCGGUAAGAGCUGGGUGUAAAGAAGCGCCCUUGGUGGAUGAAGAACAUAAUGAACCUGUCCCAGCUUCAUUUCCUUCGAUGAAGGUGUUGUGCAUAACAGUUAUUCUUAAUAGCUAUCACACAUUGUCACAACACGCUGUGUUUGAAGAGAGAGAGGGAGAGAAUGAGAGAGAAUUUAUCAGAAAAUCAGAGGUGAAUGAAACAUUUGGGAUGAAAAUUGAUUGUUUCUAGGGAUAUGGUGCAAAGAAGCGUAUCGCAUGAUCGUCACAAUAAUUAUGCGAUAACACACAUACGUACUGGCUACGUAUUUGGAUUGAACAAAAAAGGUGACAAAAUAAGAUUGAACGGAAAUUCUACUAUAACUUGAACUGGAUUGGUAGAUCGCUGUUAACAAGAUAAUUCAUAUCGAGUAACUACUAUCAGGGUUAUCCUGACGCGAAACAAUAAUUAUAUAAACGAACUGGAACACAAUUUAUUACAAUAUCAACAUUGAAAUGACCUUUGUUUUGCUAAGUGUAUUUUUUGAAUCAUGUAAAAUUACAGCUUAAAUUCUUGUUUAUUAAUUGAAAUUUGAAUCUAUUUUUUUUGUUCUUCAUAUAUAUUAUAAUUUGCAUUUACUAUAGUCAAACUCUUAUUGUCAGAACAUAUUGGAAUGAGCAAAACUUUACUUGCAUGUUCAAAACUACCGUUUUCAUUUUCCCAGAGACAAAAGGCACUAGAACUCAGCAAACGAUGAUGGACAAUAGCUUUACUUUACCAGUAUUUGGUAAUGCUACAAACAACAAGAUGUUCCACGAUGGAGGUGUGAUGCAUGAUUAUCGUUUCAUUACAUUCAUGCCGAACAAAACCUUGCUUUAAUUUUACACUUAUAUCAGCAAAUAUUACAAUCACCACAAGUGUCAUUAAUCAUCAAUUAACUCGAGUGUUAGGGGAGUCGUUGCUCUACCAAGCCAUGAAGCAAAACACACCCCCCAUUAAAAGGGGUUCUAAUAGAAUCUUGCUUAUGUUACACACAAAGCCACAGACAGUAACUAUAACUCGAUACUGAUACAUAUAGAUAGAAAGGGAGUAGAAUAAUAGGAAGGGUGAAUGAAUAGGUGAUAGAUGAUUAUACUUUUUUUUUCUUGUUUCGUUUCCUAAUUAAAAACUCACACUAGAACACACAACCGGCGGCAACACACACACGCGGUUGCAUAUGUUGUUUUGUUUGUUAGUAUCAGAUUUGCAUUUCCUUUGAAAUGGCGGACGGUUUAGUUCAUAUGCAUUUCCUGCUCUUUGACGUACCGUUCCGUCGUUUCGCUUGAUAAUAGUGGUUUAGUUUUGAGUUUUCUUUCGACAUAGAAAUGUACGAAAGACAGGAGGAGAGGAGAGAUAAAGAGAAAGAGCGUAGAAUCGGAAGUACAUACAUAUAAAUGGAUAUCUUAACUCUUUGUAAUAGUGUCCUAAUUUAACAAAGAAACAACGCAAUGGGUGGUAGGAGUAAUGCAUACUUUUUUAUGAAUAAUACAAAUGUACCUGCUGAUAAAGAAAUAGGGAAUCAGAUAUAGGAGAGUUGAAAUCGAUAGCUUAAUGAGAAAUAUUUAACUAUGCAUAUAUAUGAAAGUAUAUUUAAACCUAAUCUACAAAACCAUACUACAUGUACUUGAAAAGCAGUAGCAAACAGCUAAGAGGGCUUGGAUAGAGUGCGUGUGGCUGGAAGUGUGUAACUGUCUGUCCGCUUGGUUGGAUAUCGUACCGAACAGAAACAAAAAAACAAAACUACGCAAAAAGGCACACGCUUCUUCAGGUGGAACAUUCGCCUUGAUGCGAACACGAUCCUUUCGAGCGGCUGUGUACGUUGCAAAUCGUGCGGUAAUAAACCGAAUCAUGCAAGUAAAAGAUUCCGGCUAUGAUUGGCUGCUGGAAAAUCAAUCCUCUGUCAGAAAAAAAAACCAUCUUCAAUAGAAGAGCAAACCUUAUGGAACAACAUGCAAUGGAAACUUGGUGCCUAUCAAAUAGAAGAUUCUAGUUUAAACAGUACUUUUACUAAUACAAAUACUUCUACGAUUACUGCUACUUCUACAUUAUGGUUAUAUUACUUCUCCUGAACAUUAAGCCUAAAGUGAAUCGUUUUACUUAUACGUAUGUUUUUUUCUUCUCUCAAGCAAAUGUGAACAAUGUGCAACGCAGCAACAUUGCAAGUGUUUGCGAUGAACCUAAUGGCAAAGCAAUAUAAUUUCAUAUCAUUGCCAUCCGCCCGCAUACCUUUACACGAUGCAAUAGAUAGAGGAACAUUUUUAUUGAUCUCAUUUGCAUAGCAUUACUGUUUUAUUUAUCACAUACACUCAGAUGAGAAGCGUUUCUCCUGCAAACUAAAACUCGUUACAUACUCUAAACUCGCGUUCUUUGUAUCCUAACGAAUGGAUGCAAAUAGAAUGAUAUGAGGGUCAGAAUCUGCCAAUCCAAGUUCGAGUUAUUUGUCGAAACCAUUCAACAUGAAAAAUAGAACUCGUUCCGGUUUUACGGGAUACAGAGUCUAUACUUCUGAUGGAUGAAUUCGACCUGUAAGACCAAUUUCCAGAAAUCUUAUAUGUUUCCCUAAGCGCAAAAAAAAACUCUGUUGCUGAAUUGCGCUUUCUGCAGCGGAAACGGGAACAAUAGUGAAACAAUCCAUCUCAAUCGUUAACAUAAAUAUGACAUUCAAUGUGCUGUAGUUGCAACAAUGUUGUGUGACAUGUGAAGGGUUUGAGCAGCAGCAGCAGUAACUAACAAGAACACAGCUGAAUUAGUUAAAAUGUGGACAUAUAACAAAAUGGUGAAGCCUUUUAAAUGAUGUAACAAAUAGAGGCAAGCAAGGACACGAGCUAGACAAUUGAAAUAAUUGCAGUUUAAAUGGUGCAAAUAUUUAAACAUGAUAGUAAUACAACCGGAAGCACGAAUUCGGAAUGUUCACGAGCGCAUUUUCAGCAUGGGUGGAGUUCCGUUGUUUGUUUUUUUUUGUUCUUUUAAUUUGUAUAAAUACUACCAUUUUUACUGUUAUAAACUAAACCGAAGUUACCGCAACAUUAAAAUACCGGAAGGUUAGUAGAGGCAAAACAGUAAUUGAAAAGAUGCUAUCAAUCGUUUGUUAUAUUAUCGUAGUAUAACACAGAUGAAUUUUAUUUUUGCGUACAAUAGCUUAGUAAGGAUUUUGUUUUAUGAGUUUUUUCUCAUCUUUUUUUUCAUGGUUUUUGUUCACACAGUUGUACCGGAUUCGUUUGAAUGUAUCACACGAGAGAUUUAUUUUACGUAAAGAACUCGAACACCCACUGAAAAUGAAGAGAAUAACAUUAAAACAAAAAAAAGUAUGCUUCCCUCGAACCUCUUCCCCUAAGUAUGACGUCAAACGCUUAAAUGAAAUAGAAUCCGUUAGUUCAAUUUUUAAAGAGAAUCAUAUAGUUAAAAAACACCGUCACAUGAGAAAGAUGUGUCAUGGCCGAUAUUGAUAAUAGUUGUAUUAGCAUACGGGAAUACCGAGCCGGGUAAGCGCCGCAAUAAGACAAAUCUGAAAACAUCCCCCAUACGGAGGAUGUGCUACCCAGCAGAAUUAUGUUUCUUGUUGAAAAAAUAGCCUGUUUCUGUUUCUAGUGCUACAAACUACUGUUUAAUUUGGAAUGCACAUUUUUCCCCUUAUCCUUAAAACUGUUUACUCAAAACUGUUAUUAAACAAGAGACAAGACGAAGGUAGGCGGUAGGUGUAAAAUAUCGUCGAUUGAUAUUUGCAAGCAAUUUACAUGAAGAAAGACAACUGCCAAUUAAAACGGGUCUAUUUUUCCGCUAACGAUGCAUUUCGCAAUGCAUCGUAAAUGGUCUUUGAUUUUACAUAUUGUCUAACACAACACUGCUAGGUAUUAUUCGUUUCGAAUGCUGUAAAAGUUUUACUUCACUUUCGUUUCAUUCGUUAUCACAAUCUGUACAACUGGUUUCUUCCAAAGCGAAAGCAUAUUAGAAAAAAAAAACAUACUAAGAUAAGCCGUAACGAUGGAAGGAGAAGAAGUAAAACACACAAAAAACAAAAGAAAAAAAAACCUUGAAACAAACUCGAAACAUAAAACAUGCAUAUGCCUAUGCAGCGAUAACAAUGAUAAGCUGAACAUGAAUUAAAACAUAAAAAAGAAGACAAACGAGAAACAUAAAAUAAUUACUUAGAAAUAUGAACACGAAAAGAAAACAAAAAGAAUGAACACUGAAAUCAACUACCUCCACGUACUGUAGAAAUAGUGAAAUAGGUGCGUUAGCAGAAACGCCAUUUUAUGUUAAUUUUUAAAUAGCUCUUGAUUUUAAGCAAUAAGGCGACGUAAUAGUCGAAAUCAAUAAUAUUACGUACUUCUUCAAAGACAUUUACAAAUCAGGUUAAAGCAAAGGCAAAAGCAAGCAAGAUAAAACAAGUCAAAUGGUCUACAAAAAUGAAGCGCAAAAAGUAAAAGAGAGAGAGAAAGAGAGAAAAAAAUGCAAGUAAAAGGUGAAACUACACUACACAAUAUCAGAUUGUUGCUGGAAACAAAAAAUAUGAAUAUAAACAUACAAGAGUAUGUGGUUUAUAUUGAGCAUCCUCACACAAACCAAAUCCCGUGCAAAGCCGAUCGAUAAAACGUUUUUGCUAAAAAAUAAUUUCGCAGCUAAGCAACAUACACGGACAAUGUUUCGAUAGAGAAAAUGUUCUAAAAUUUUGUCAUUUGAUUUCUUUGCAACGCAAAAGUAUUGCUAAAACUAACCCAUCCGGCAGAAAAUCAACUAAAAAUGCAAUUUAACGGCGUCACCUAACUUCGUUUCGGCAAAAACAAGAAGUAAACAAGAAAUUAUGUUGUACGCUGGCACUAUAAAUGCUCGUAAAUGCUCGUGCGAAUCGACAAGAAGCGAAAGAAAAGAAAAUUACCCAAACCGUUCGAUGUAGGAAAGAGACAUGUGAAGCUGGAGGCAAAAAUGAAGUAAAAACAAAGUGUUGGAAAUCAAACUCACUGGCACGAUGAAAUGGUUUGGCAAGUUCAAAUUGAAAAUAACGAAAUAUACAAAUGACGAUACCUUAACCGGAUGCACAAAAUCGAUGAAACAGGACGAGAAUAUGAUUUGGGCGGCAAAAUUUUCGACAGUAUGUGUGACAAAAGGAUCAAUGGAACCGGAAGAUAUGGACGACGAGUGUACAAGUGCGUGAAUGCAAAAUUUUGCUAGUUGCGAGCGUUUCAGAAUGCAAAGAAGAAUGAAAAACAAAAAUAAGUACUAAAUUUUACGAAAGCAAAUAAUGUUGAUAAACAAACAAGCAAAAGUAUAACAUAUUCGACGGCAUAUGCGGAAGAUUAACACUGAGUGCGAGCACUUUAAAAAUUUAGUUCUUAAGAUCAAGACAGGCGAAAAAAAACCGUGCGGAAAAGUAGAGUGGAAUAAUCUCAUGUAAAUAGAGGUAAAUUUGCAUUGGAGCGAUACCAGCGAUGAUGGUGGCACGCUGUGGAAAUGGGUAACGGGAGGAACAAAAGCCCUUCGUGCGAGUAUUUUCUCGGCACCAACUGGGGUCGUCAUCAAACCACCACCAGGUACCAUGUAAAACACAGCAGAGAAUGGAGGGAAGAAAAAUUGGAAGCAAAUGCUAAAGCUAUAAAAUAGCUUAAGGAGUAAAAUUUAAUGAAAUUAAAUUUUUGGCAGUAAUAAGAAGGAUGCGAGCAAGCUGGAAAAGUCCCGCGCUAUCCUCAAUACCAACGUUGAGGUUGUAGAACGAACAUAAUAAAUACUACCAAUCGUACUGUGGAGGCAAAAUUUAGUCAGCGAUGUAAAUUUUCUAAAGAAAAAGGAUACGAAUAGAAUGCAGCAAAGUGCAGUCGGCUUAUGUAGAUGGUGUUACCUAGAAAUUAACGUAAUGAGUACACACUCACCGGAUAAAAUUAUGAACGAUUAGCGGUUAGGAGAUUGCGAACCACCAGAAUUAUGCAUGACGAUGAUUUAAUUUCGAUAAUACAUAUGAGCGAAGAAAAAAAAGCAGUACAUUACACAAGAUGAAAUACCCUAUAUUGCAUCAUGAAAUUUAGUUGAUAUACACGCAAAGAGCACCUCACCUGUUUGGCAAUUGAUGUAGAAGAGAGAAAGAAAAAGGAGAGAAAAAAAACGAACGUGCAAAAUGGUGAACGGAGCCCAAACACAAAGUAAUUGGUUUGGUAAUUCCUAAGCUAAUGUACAUACAUACAGCAACAAAAAAAAAAGAAGAUGUGAAAAAUUUAUCCUUUGGAAGAGUAGAAACUGUAAAUUAAUGUUUGGCGAAAUCAUUGUGAAGAAGAAGAAGAAAAAAAUUAAAUGCAUAAAAUAUCUCGACAAACACAAACACACACACGAUACGACAAAAUUGAGUGCGCAAAAGCAGUGCGAAGCGAAAUGGCAAACAAACAAAAAAAAAUGGUUGUCUGCAGACCAUCCCCUAACAGACAAACACUCAGUCCGUGCGUACCAUCGUCAACCGGAAUGCGACAGUAAUUAAAUUAUUGUUUGUUUACGGCUAUGGAUUGACUUAUUGGUUUGGUAUAAUUAUUAACGUAUGGCACAGAUAAAAUAAAAAAAGCGCAACAAAACCGGCGCUUUGAAACCAUCUUUGGCAAAUCCCCCCUUUUGGCAACUAUAAAGUGAAAAAAAAAAAUUAAAAAUAAAAUAAGUAAAUUUAGUUAGUGCAAAGGUAACAUAAAAAUAACACGUUUAGGCAAUACCGAAAAGAAACGAAAGUUUUUUUCAAAAUUAUUAAGCAAAAAUUUGUAAGCAAAGUUCUAAAUUCAAUUAGGAAGAGCGAGAGAGAGAGAUGAAUGAUAAACAAAUAAUGUUUUCGUUGCUGUUUUUUGUUGACGCUAGGUACGGCUAUAUUGAUGCGGACACAGGUCACGGACACUUCGUUCACCAUUAGGAAGUGCAAAAAGGAAAACACAAAACAAAAUUCAAACAAAAAAAAAACAACGCUGGGUGCAUAACUUUUAGGCAAAUAAGACAAAAUUCUUGCAGAAUUACAUGUUUGGAGAAGAUGCAAAAAAAAAUGCAACUAUGUAUUCGAUAAUUGUAAUGUGUAAAACUGAGUGUGAGUUUGUUGUUUGUUUUUUCCCAUUUCCCAAUAAAUCAACAUGAAUAUGCUUAUCAUUAAAUCACGUACAGGAAACGGAGGUAGACGAGGGAAACUAACAAAUGCAAAAAAAGCCAUUUUAGCUCUGGUUCGUAAUCUAGGUUUUUUCGGCUUAAAACGAUUAGAACGCAACACCGACGAUGAUUUUUGGCAUAGAGAAACAGCACAAUAUGUUUUUUGGAAUAGGCGAGCGAUGGUCCACAACACAAUGGUGAUUGAUCAGUUCUACUAUCCCCGCCCUAUGGGUUGGGAUGCAGCGCACGAUUAUCUGGGCACUGGGGUGGUGUGAAAAUGGUGAAGAAAAUAUUAAACGAUUCUCGUUCAUUUGUGUCUGUGUAAACACAAACACACAUACGAACACUGUUUUUAUGGAAUGUAUUUUUUUAUCUAACUUUUUUGAUGCUCGAUGUUGAUAAAUGUUAUUUCUACGGUGUAAUUGCUUUGCAAUGCAAUCACACACAAACGUGUUUGUUUGUUUUUUUUUUCUUUUUCGCAAAAGCUAAUAGCUUUUCGUACUUAUUUUCGAUACAAUAUUAUACGUUUCGAACCUUGCUUGCGAAAUCUUAUCGAGAAGCUUCAAAACAACAACAUAACAAAAGCAAUAAACACACAUUAGUAGUGUUUAUAUAAGAAAAAAAAAACAGAAUACUUGAAAGACCUUUACGCCAGGAAGAUAAAUAGAUGAGAAAAAGGGGGAAAAAAGAGAAAGAGUAUAGCGAGAGAAAGUAAGGAAAAAUAUUGAUAAGAAAGGGAGAAGUAAAUGGAAGAAGGAAAAAACUCAGCUAGUCACAAGUGCAACACACUCAGGUACAAUAAAAAUGUAACGAAACAUUGUAGAAUUAUUUAGCAUGUAUAGAGACCACUGAUUGUAAAACUGGCUGCAAAUAGCAGUGUGCAUGCAGACAGUUUGCAGUACGACUCACCAACCAGCAUAACAAUAUAGUCAAUAGGCAAACAAACAAUGGCAAAUGUGUGGUGAUAGAGGAGCAAAACCAAUCGCCAUGCAAACGCCGGCAGCAUAUACAGAUGUUGCUCGAUAAGAUGCUGACAAGACAACAGCAACAACAAAACAGCGAAGGUUUCGUGUUGAUUUGUGGCAUUUAGUUUUCUUUCAUUUUAGUUCGACAGUUCCUCAGGCACACACCCGCGAACGUUGUGUUGUAUAAGUUUGUUUAUUUUUUAACUACUACAAUUCUUUUGCAUUUUUGUUUGCAACAUCAGACAUCGUUUGUGGUCAGAGCAAUUUUUGUUUGCCGGUUAAGACAAACAACAACAUAGGGUGGAUGCUGAUGUAUCUAAAAAAAAAGGUGCGAGGAAAUCAAGCUAGGAGAACAAAAAAGGGGGAAAAAACACACCCACACCCACACGGAAACACAAUUUGCGAAUAAGAAAAAUGGGCAAAAUUAACUUUAGAUCUAUAUACCUACUAUACUAGCGCGUAGUUGAAACGAGAUAUACUUAAAACCGGGAACUGUAUCCCCAUGUUUGUAACAAAUUUGUAAAGAAACAAAAAACUCCUUUUGCGUCAGCGCGUAAGUUACUGCAUCGUAAGGUGUUACGACAAAUGGUGGGGAAAAAAAAACCUGAAAAAACGAGAUACGUAACGUUAUGUUUCUUUUUUAAAAAUCUUCUAUUUUCGUCAUUGUUUGCGUUAGAAUUUUCCUUCAAAAUUAAAAAAAAAAGAAACAUUGAUCUUACAGAUCGCGACGAGAGAUACGAAAACAAAGCUAACAAAGUAAAAGCAAGUACUGCAAAACACACGAAAAUGAAACAAAUAGCAGUGCAAAAUACGAAACAAGAGAUACGGAUGUGAAAAAUUCAAAAUUCUUCAAAAAACAAAAAAGCAUAAAAUACUCCCCCUUCCCAUCGGGCUUUCCCUCUCAAUCUGCUUAAUUAGAAGCCAUUUCAUGAAUUGUUGCAAGAAACGCUUGAAACAAACUUGCAAAAAAAGAGAAGAGAGAGAACAAAAUAUCCCCCUCCCUCCCCCCCAUACCAUACAAUGCGUAUACUUUUGGAAUACUGUUUUUGGAUUGCUUUUCGUAACACAAUUACCACUUAUCUCUACAACAACGUAUACCAAAUAACAAACAACACAAACGCGUUUUCCUAUUGAUAUGAACCACCAGAAGAAGUAGGAGAGUAGAGCAAGGAAACGCCUAGGGAUGUCAACAGCAAAGCAUCUGGGCAGUGUGGACGAGUUGAUUCUACGUCGCUUGAAUGUUUUUGGGGCAGGCUAACGCUACGACGCUAUCAAAUCGAGGCUAAGCAACAGAAAACCAUUCGAGGCUAGAACAGUGAAUGAGGCUUUCAGAACACACGGAAGAGGACGAACAACCAACCAAUCGCGCAUGUUAGCCGUUGCGUACGGCAAGUGGCGUAGAAUCGAACGUUACAAACAGGCACGCCAAGUGUUUUGUUAGUGGCAUCCCGUCUCAGGAUAAUACGGUACCACACAAGUAACUGAAACAGUGUAAAUAUUUGACCAAAUAUCGGCCGCAACUCUCUUUCACACCGUUACGCUGCAUCUAACAAUGCAGCGCCGGUGGAUGAUACUGGAGAAGCAACGGAUAUUGGUACACUAUGCAAUAAGCUAGUCUAAUAUAUUUUCAUUUUCAUCGCUGAGUACACGAUGGCACGAUUUUACACUGACACUAGAAUCCAUCCUGGGACGUAAAGUGGAAGUAAGUGAACUCGGUCGCUCGUCGCAGCAAGAUAUAAAUGAAGGUGCCAGAUACAACCGGACGAGGAAAAGCUAUGUGCGCAAGUUUUGGAACAGGCAGUGGCCGGAAGUGGUCCUUUUACCUCGGUCCACAGAGUGAAGGAUUUAGUGUUUGAUUUUUGUUUUUUUUUUUUGUUUUUUCAUUGAAGCCAACCGAAGAGACUGUUAUUUAUUGUUACCUCAGUAGAUGUUAAAUAUGUAAUGGCAAAUGCAAUAAUGUAGGAUGUUAGUUUUUAAUUCGCGUUUUACUAUACUAUUAUCUUUUAUUGUUUUGAGUUAGUAUUUUAACACCCUUUUUGUGCUCACUUGGCAAAGGGAGUGUACACACGGCAUAGCAAACAUAAAACCCGCUGCAAAUCGAAUCAGCUCUAAUCGUACAGAAAAACACCAAACGGGCGCGGACACGUGGCAAACACAUCCAUCUUGCGCACAUAGCGGUUCUCCUUCGUGCACUGGUUCACCUUCCCAAAAAAGGCCUUAUAAAAACCGGAACAGUAGUAACAGAUAAGUACAGUAUUCCGAAUGUUACAUAUUAUGUUUAUUAAUUUUUGUACCGUUCCCUCUUCGUCUGUCCUGCGCCCCGAAGAUUUCGAAGCUUCUGUUGUUGUUUUUUCUUUAUCGGAACCGGAAUUUAGGGUUUCGUACGUGUAAGCUUAAUGCACGAGAAACCAUCUCAAUUCUAAUCAGUUCGAAAAAAAAGACCGGAAGUGAAGUCGGGUUGGGCACAGCACGGUUCGGCGAAGGAAACGGAUACGGAAAUUGGAUCAGUUUCGAAGAAAACAGAACGUUGACACGGUAUAACAAAACGUAUACCAUUAAAGAUAUAUACACGAAAGUAAUAUAGCAACGAUUAACUGUGAAAUAGAAUCCAGCUGCAGCACUCAUGAAUGGCAUGAGAUGUGGGCGGAAAAAUGCGUUAAACAAAAAAACAAAUUUCGCAAAAACCGAUAUUGCAUUGAAUAGGUCACAAAAAAUAUGUCACAAGUCAAGAGCAGAAGCAGAAGAUUAUUUAUUUAUUUAAUUUACCGCAUUUACUAUUUGCUCUUUUUGAAGAAAACAAACAAACAAAAAAUGGCGCGUAUACAAUACACCAAUAAACCAUUUUACCAAUCGUUUUUCUUUUAUUAGUUCGUUUUGCAAACACCGCAAACGAAACACCGUACAGCUUAGAACACACGAAAACUACUACUAUUUACAGCCAGAAUAACACAAAUAGAAUAUACACAGAAGACACAGGAUAUAUAGCAAUACAUACAGUACCCUUUUACAGUACUGAAAUACAGCGGCACGUUUCUUGUAAAGCGUUGCUGAUUGGGUUUAUAGAUUCCUUGCAGUUUACGUUAUUUGCCGUCAAAUGUGUCCAAUUAGUUGAAUUUGCGUACUAUCCGUACUAAUAUUCACCGUGGUAAAACGAAAACAAAACACACUGCAAUCAAUGGAAGAAAAAAAUGCUACUGUGAGCGAAGAAAUAGGAGAAGAAUGUUAAAUUGCAAAAGAAAGAGAGGAAUUAUAGAUAUCGAUUCUUGCAUAUUGAUCGUACCGUUAUGUUAUUGUUUCUUUUAAAAUUCUCGUGGCAUGCAGUCAACUAAACACGGGGGUAUCAUUUGCAAAACGAAGAUCUGAAACAAAAGCCUUUUAAUGGCUUUUUUCGUGUACGGUGCAAGGUGUUACAUGCAUCAACAUAAAUCUAUUUUUUUCCUUAAAACAAUGAUAAAGUUACCGCACACGCAGAUGAACGUUUGGAUGGUGAAAAACAAAAAACAAACAAAUACCACAUCUAGACAACAAGAUUCAUGCUUUUCUUUAAGUCCAUAUCAACCAUAGUAAUAUUAAAAAAAUAGACAAUUUCGUUUCACUGUACUAUUACUAAAUAGUGUUAAGCAACAACACUCGUGAUCAAGCCAAUCGCUUUUGUGUUUGACAAAUUACUACGACCGACGUAAAAUUGUUUGCGGUUCGGAUGUCGCUGCUCCCGUCCCUUCCGAGGCGUGGAUGGGGCCGAGGUCCGUGAUGUUCGAGCCACAAAUCACAAAAAAUCCCACCGUUUUACCAUGUAAAAAAAAUCAUCUAGCUUUUAUACAAUACUAGUUUAAACACUCUUUUUGUAAUGAUACACCAGUUAAAACAGUUACGGUCGGUAAUGCGGGGAACACGCAAUUGUGCUGUCAAUUUUUUGUCAUUUGUUUUUCUUUUUAUUUUCUUUUUUGUUUUCAUUUUUCAAUUUCAUUUCCCACUCCAGUUGAUCAUUUUGCGGGCUUCAAAUAGUUCCUCUCUUACGGUAUACGUUCAUAUGAACUUGAAUGCAAGCAUGAAUUUUAUUUUCCGACCAAAACGUCAAUAGCAACGUUAAGCAAGCUUACAAAAAAUUAAAAAAAAACUAUUUCGGCUAAAAUAUAAUUUGUCAAAAUUAAGUACAUAUAGUAAAACUACUAACGCAUCAUAAUAGCUGACUUUGAAGCAAGGCAUCAACUAUCGUUUUGCGACGGUAUCCUUACUAGUUUGAUAACGUUUGGGUUUACUAUUUGGUUUUGGGUUUUUUUUUGUUUCUAAAUUUAGUAAGAAAAACAAAACGUGACAACAUAUAAUGCGCGCGGAAAAACACGGAAACAUAAGCAAAGGAAUAAGAAGAAGAAAAACAAGCUUUGGAAACAAUUACAUUCAUCAAAAAAAAAACAUUAACGUAAAAUGCGCAGAGAGCAACAUACGUAUCGAAGUCUCGAUGUCAAACAUCGUCAGAAGAUGAAAGUGGAAUGGAAUUAAUCGUAUAUUAAUCCACAUAGUUACCAGCUUAUAAUUUUGCCUGCGAUUACGAAUAAAACGAUCCGAUGGACACGGAUGUGUAAUGGUUUAAUUUAAGCUUCCUUCCACAGAGAGAGAGAGAGAGAGAGAGAGAGAGCAUUGAUGCCAAAGCAUCUUUCAUAUAGCGACUUCGCGAUGUUUAUGGCAAAACUAAACGAAUAAAAAAGAAAUGAAGUGUGUGCAUGCACAAGAAUUGCAACAACAUGCAACGUGGAAAAAAAAAACAAAACAAUAAGCGAUGCAAAAUGGAAGAAAAAAACUUCCACAACAAACAUAGAGCAAGCAAGCAAAAGAAUGAUCGAUGCUUGCAAGGAUGUUGAUUAUGUCCCCAUUUAUAAUUACCCUCUACCUUGGUUAUUAUUACUAUUGGUUCGUUUUAAGUUCGCUAGUGGCGUGUAUUGGUUUAAAAUCAUUGGGAUUAAUAUUGUUUAGUUGCGUAAGCCUCUGUAGUGUACGUACGUAAGCUAAAAUCAGUAAGCAUCUGAUAAAAAAUGUGUUAAAUUGUAAAGUAAAAAAAAACCUAUGUGAAUGAAGUAGUGGACAAGCCUACAAAACAUCUAAAAAAAACCAACAAAAAGGGGGGAAGAACAGUUUUUUUUCUUCUUUGUACAAUUACCGGUCAGCCCGUGAAUCGUGAAUUCGAGCAAAGUUUAUAACGUUAUAAAGAAAGAGAAAAAUCUAUGGAAGAAGAAGAAAAAAAUGUCAACACGAAUAAAACUCAAUUUUUCGUACAUUCUUUCGUUCGUUUCCUUUUAGUUCUUUAUGAUACUUGUUUUGUUUACGUUUGUUUGCUAAAACAUGUUCAUUGUUAGCACAUUUGCUUUGGUUAUAAUUUUGAUGACAUGUGUUAUGUUUUUUUUAAAUUAUAUAUUUUACUUUCUUCGUGAUUUGUCAUUGUUCAUGUUUUUGGUUUUAUUUUCACCUUCCUUUUGAAGCUUAUUUCUUGACAAGGUAGGUUUUGUUUAUAGUUAUUUUUCCAUUUUGUUAUUUUAUUAAUAUAAGUUUUUUUUUCUUUUCAUUAAUUUAUUUUUAUUUAUUUUUCAGACAAAGUCAUCUUACUGACGAUGUGUGACAUUGCGCUCUCAGUAUGUUGCUCUCAAUGUGGUAAAGAAACACAAAAACAGACAGAUGUACUGUAUCGAUAUGCAAUCCGAUUUCGUUGCAUACAUUCAACACUCAAGAAGGUAACUACUUCAAUAAAGUACACUCAAUAAUGUGCAAACCGUCCAAAGCUCUGUAAGAAGAUCGAAAGCACAAUACUGAAUGGUAAAAGUUAUUUUAGGUUGGAAUUUUUUUUUAACAUAAAAAGACAAUUAACUAUCAGUUGUCCUUCGUUUGCAAUGCUAAAAGUAACCCUUCAAACAAUUAACAAACUUUCUCUCCUACGAAUACUCCCAAAAAACACGAUUUUGAGAAUGAAGAAAACAAAUCGAAACCUGAAGGACAAACGUAAAAAAAAGUAACUCGUAUUAUACCAGUCAAAAUUGUAAAACAAAAACUUAUCUUUAGAGAAACAUCGUAUAAAUAUUAAUCCUAAAUGAGUAAAGAGUAAGUUUUCGGCACGUUUCUUACUCUAGCAGGAGCCCGAAAAAGGUGGCGCAAGACAGUCGAUAAACUUUUAGGCGUGUGUGUAACCGAAGGCGUUAGGUGUAUACUUGUGGAAUGAUCUAAAAUUCACCCUUAAAUUAGCAUGCUGAAUGUCCACAAAGAUCAAUAAAACAAAAAAAAUCAAUAAAAGUGCGCAUAGUGUGAGGCACAAACCUUUGGCACAAAUACUCACAGAGAAGAAAAAAAAAACAAAACAAAUGUGCGUAGCUGGUAGAGGUGCGAAUGAAUUGAGUAAGGUGCAAUUUUGGAUUAAAACUUUUAAUUUAUAUCGUACUAUUAGAAGGCGACAUUUUUAGGCAACUAGGGUAUAUUUUACGGAUAAAGUGAAAACAGUAGAUGUGAAAAUUAAAAAUUAAAAAAGCAACUAUAUGAGCAUAAGCGAAACGAGUGGGGUACAUCGGGCCUUUCGAUGAACGAUUUUCAAACAAAAGAAGAAGAAAACGCUAGGACACUCUCUUGACAAAAUCUAUACCAUUACAAAACAAAUACUCUCUAUAUACAGACGAACACCGCAAAAACACAUACAUCAUGUGAGCAGCUGAGGAGCUUCUUAGAAGAGGUUAUCCCUUGAAUACGCUGUAGAAAAUACGAAUAAGACCAGUCAGUGUUAAUUAUCCCUCGUUGGGCGGCAUUCCGCUGACGAUACGAUGAGAGGAUUUAAAAUUAUAUACCUAUAUAUGAUAUAUAUAUAUAUACAUAUACAUACUUCACGAGAGAUACGAUCAGAAAUAUAUUAAGAAAGCAUUAAUGCAGCAAACCAUGAGUAGGAAUACCAUUGCUCGGUGGAAACGAGACAACUUCAGGAUAUUGAUGGUGAAUAGUUCAAAAUUCGUGGCGGUAUACCAGAUACAAAAAUCUAUUCCAAGCGUAACUAUACACUUUUAGAGUUGAGGAUCAAAAUUCCAAAUUUGCGCAUCGUGUGUAUGUGAGUAGGGAGCGAAAAUGAGUUAAACGGGCGCAAAGUGAUGGUAAAAAGCGUAAGGAAGUGAAAAAUAAUGUAUUUAAAAUUACUCCCUAGAUGUUUUGGUGUAGUUCAGAAAAAAAAGAAGAAGAAGAAGAAAUUCAUUGAGUGGGUAACACGCGGGAAUACACAACCCCCGGGGAGAAACUAUCCUUUUUCGAACACCGUACUACUUCAUACAUAUACUACAAAACAUAAACACAUCCCUUAAGGAAUAUCCUUUUGGGUACUCCAUUCGGAUUCCUCACAUUAAAAAUACACUCACACACAUUUCAUUAAAAACAAAAAAACAACAACUAUUGACACAAUCUCACACACGCUUUUCAUUGUGUAGUUGUUUUGUUUUUGCUCUAACACUUAGAACACGUAGACAAGAAAAAAGAAAAGAAAAUACACCUACAAAUACGACGAAGAGAACAAAAGCAUGUGAACAAUGUUAUAGCUGCUGAAUGGCACCAUAAUCGAAUACAAAAAAAAGUACAAAAUCGUUUAGGAACAAAAAUGAUCCUUUGAUAGGAGAAGAUCAUUCAAUGCAAAAGCAAACCAAAACAAAGUAAAUAAAAAAGGAGAUUAUAUUAAGCUUAAGUAAAACCGAUACAAACACAAAAAAGGGGUGAAGCAAAAACAGCAAAACAUGCAACAAAUGAAAAUAGAAUUCAAACGUACUUGUCACACACCAGUAAUGGUGGCAAACAAUUUACGUGUGACAAAAAGGGGGUUAAUGCAACCCUCGCUUGUUGCCAUAACCUUCAAAACGAACAUUGUUAACCACUUUCACACUCACUCUUAUAACGGCUCAAUGCAGUGCAUAAGCGAAAAAGAAAAUAAAUCCAACAACAAAAUAGUUCAAAAUCAAACAAGAGAAGAAGAAAAAAAAGAAACAUACACACACACUUUUCGGAAGUACAAAAUUUCAGGGUUCAAAUUAAGAGAAGCAAAAAAAAAACUAAUAACAAUAUUAGUCAGUAAAGAUCCAAAAUAUUAGCUGAAAGAAGGAAAAAAAAUAAAA